Nomascus leucogenys (northern white-cheeked gibbon) is the source of this 2855-nucleotide messenger RNA. It is a transcript of the gene ILDR1, whose product is annotated as immunoglobulin like domain containing receptor 1. Gene Ontology annotation, molecular function: high-density lipoprotein particle receptor activity. Lineage: Eukaryota; Metazoa; Chordata; Mammalia; Primates; Hylobatidae. Gene Ontology annotation, cellular component: plasma membrane. The record is from RefSeq and is a predicted model, not a curated record.
GGGCCGCACCUGCCCCGGGACCAGAGCGGACGCUCCCUCCGCGCUGAGCCGAGUGAGGGGAAACACGAGGGGUUCCUUGGAGAAGGUGGUGCGUCCUGGGGCGGCAGCUGAGGAAGAAAGACGCAGUGCCCCGAAGCCCCUGAGCUGAAAAGGGCCAGAAAGGGGGCGGCAUGGCAUGGCCCAAACUGCCUGCACCUUGGCUGCUGCUCUGCACCUGGCUCCCAGCAGGGUGCCUGUCCUUGCUUGUGACGGUCCAGCACACAGAACGCUAUGUCACCCUGUUUGCCUCUAUCAUCCUCAAAUGUGACUACACCACCUCUGCCCAGCUCCAGGACGUGGUAGUGACAUGGCGCUUCAAGUCCUUCUGCAAGGACCCUAUCUUUGACUACUACUCAGCGUCAUACCAGGCAGCUUUAUCCCUGGGCCAGGACCCAUCCAAUGACUGCAACGACAACCAGCGGGAAGUUCGCAUCGUGGCCCAGCGGCGGGGGCAGAAUGAGCCCGUGCUGGGGGUAGAUUACCGGCAGCGCAAGAUCACCAUCCAGAACCGAGCAGAUCUUGUGAUUAAUGAAGUGAUGUGGUGGGACCAUGGAGUGUAUUACUGCACCAUUGAGGCUCCAGGGGACACAUCAGGAGACCCCGAUAAGGAAGUAAAGCUCAUCGUCCUGCACUGGCUGACAGUGAUCUUCAUCAUCCUCGGAGCCCUCCUCCUCCUGCUGCUGAUUGGAGUGUGCUGGUGCCAGUGCUGUCCUCAGUAUUGCUGCUGCUACAUCCGCUGUCCCUGCUGUCCCGCCCGCUGCUGCUGUCCUGAGGAAGCCCUGGCCCGCCACCGCUACAUGAAGCAGGCCCAGGCCCUAGGUCCUCAGAUGAUGGAAAAACCCCUGUACUGGGGGGCGGACAGGAGCUCCCAGGUUUCAUCUUAUCCAAUGCACCCGCUACUGCAGCGAGAUUUGUCCCUGCGGUCCAGCCUCCCACAGAUGCCAAUGACCCAGACCACCAAUCAUCCUCCCCUCGCCGAUGGUGUCCUGGAGUAUUUGGAGAAAGAACUGCGGAACCUCAACCUGGCCCAGCCUCUGCCCCCAGACCUCAAAGCCAGAUUUGGCAAUCCCUGCAGCAUGCUGUCCUCCCUGGGCUCUGAGGUCGUGGAACGCAGAAUCAUCCACCUGCCCCCACUGAUCAGAGACCUGUCAUCCUCAAGGAGGACCAGUGACUCCCUGCACCAGCAGUGGCUCACCCCAAUUCCCUCCAGGCCCUGGGAUCUGAGGGAGGGGAGAAGGCAGCACCAUUACCCUGAUUUCCACCAGGAGAUCCAAGACCGGGGGCCAAAGUCUUGGGCAUUGCAAAGAAGGGAGUUGGACCCAUCGUGGAGUGGAAGGCACCGUAGCUCUAGGCUGAAUGGGUCACCCAUACACUGGUCAGACAGGGACAGCCUAAGCGAUGUCCCCUCGUCCAGCGAGGCACGCUGGCGGCCGAGCCACCCUCCUUUCAGGAGCCGCUGUCAGGAGUGGCCCCGCAGGCCCAGCCCCCAGGAGAGCACUCAGAGGCACGGGAGACGACGCAGGCACCGCAGCUACUCUCCUCCCCUGCCCUCCAGCCUCAGUUCCUGGAGCUCUGAAGAGGACAAGGAGAGGCAGCCCCAGAGCUGGGGAGCCCACCGCCGCCGCUCGCACUCCCCACACUGGCCCGAGGAGAAGCCGCCUAGCUACCGCUCACUGGAUGUCACUCCAGGCAGGAAUAGCAGGAAAAAAGGGAGUGUGGAGAGGCGCUCGGAGAAAGACAGCUCUCAUAGUGGAAGGAGUGUGGUCAUUUAGUCACCAAGCACAACACAACUUUUGUGGCUACUUCUCGGCUCCUGUGUGUCAUCAGCAUCACCUAGAUUUCCAGCUGACUUGGGACCUGCAAGUCUGAAUGUAACGGUUUUUGGCUUAGAUUCUGAGAAUCAAAUAGAAGAAUUUUAAAUACAGGAGUUUGAGAUUGGGUGUAGUGGCUCACACCUGUAAUCACAGCACUUUGGGAGGCUAAGGUGAAAGAAUCACUUGAGACUAGGAGUUCAAGAUCAGCCUGAGAAACAUAGUGAGACCUCGUCUCUACAAAAAAUAAAAAAAUUAGUUAGGUGUGGUGGCAUGCACUUGUAGUCCCAGCUACUCAAGAGGCUGAGGCAGAAGGAUCCCUUGAGCCCAGGAGUGCAAGGCUGCAAUGAGCCAGGAUCCCAUGAUCACACAUCUGUAUUCCAGCCUGGGCAAUAGAGCAAGUCCCCAUUACUAAAAAACCCAAAAAGCCAAAAAACAAAAAAGUUACAGUUCGAACCAACUGUAGUUUUAGCCUUGGUUCAUGCUCUCUUGCAUAUUUAUAUAGUCUCUGACUUGUAAUGGACCCGGACUGGAGUGUGAUCCCUCAGGAACUUAGUAGCCUGAGUCUUUCAGUAGAUUACACUGCCCAGAACCCUGGCCAUUCUCAAAAUGAGAACUUGGGAAUCUUUAAGAAGAAAUCAAACACGUUUUAGGAGAAGGAAAUCUAUGGAGUAGUAUAGGGACAUUCCCAUGGGAAUGUGUCUUCCUCCAUAGCAUGUCUUGAGGGUCCUUUCUUGUUAGGAGUUUAUCCUGCCAGCCCAUAAAUGGACUAUUUAUUAUAAGUGUAGGAAAUCACAGAGAAGCAGUUUUGCACCACCCUUAUUCCUGUGCCUUGUUUUCCUCUUGCUCUUUUUUACCUGUAUAUCUAAUUUAUAUUUUCAUAUAUAUUGUGUAUUGAUUGAAGUCACUUUAAAUCCUUCUUGGGAACAACACAGUAUAUAAAUAAGAAAGAAAGAAAACAUGUCAAGCUGAGCAUGCUGCUCCAAAUAAAUAUCUGCUUUCCUA